This is a messenger RNA of Pseudopipra pipra, 1888 nucleotides long. RefSeq names its product serine/threonine-protein kinase PAK 3-like. NCBI's taxonomy places the organism in Eukaryota, Metazoa, Chordata, Aves, Passeriformes, Pipridae. Gene Ontology annotation, cellular component: cytoplasm. Gene Ontology annotation, molecular function: ATP binding; protein serine/threonine kinase activity. Gene Ontology annotation, biological process: intracellular signal transduction; protein phosphorylation; regulation of actin cytoskeleton organization. Bases 1 to 1791 code for a protein of 596 amino acids. The transcript has 13 exons. The record is from RefSeq and is a predicted model, not a curated record.
AUGGUUCCUCCCCGGCCUGUCGAGCUCCUUCUGAAGGGCUGCACAACUCUCUGGGUUGUCAUCACUUGUUCAAAAGUACCGCCCAGCUCUGGCAGGAGAAAGAGCCCGCAGCGCAGCGGGCGCCGCCCCUGCCCAGCCGGGGCUCUCUGGCAGAGCAGCAGCAGCACAAGCCCCUCUCAACCCGCCCUUGCCGUGGCUUCCCCUGGGAAGCCAGAAGCCUCUGUAACUCAGCAGGUUCCCAGCUUGGAUCACCUCCUGCUGGUGGGCAGAUCCUGUGGGUUCCGACUGCUUCUGAAAAGUGACAAAGGCAGAGCCUUGCCACACCAACGUUGUGUGGGAAGUUUAAAGCCAUUUGUCUUCCUUUCUGUGCAGCUCCUGCAAGAAGUCGAGCGUGAGAAGACUGCACUGUGGGAGAGGCUCUGCCAGACUCAGGUAGAGCUGCUCCAAACCCGGCAGCAGCUAGGGCAGCUCAGGCAGCAGGUGAAAGAGGAGAGAGAAAAUGGGCAGAACAUCAAGGAAAAGCUGGAAGCAGAGCUGCAGGAAGCUCAGAGUAAGAUGAAGGCAGUGGAGAGGAGGCAAAAGGAAGAAAUGGCAAGAUUGCAAGAGGAAAUCAGUCUCCUGCUUCAGCACAGGGAGGCUCUACAAAACCAGGUCCUGCAAGAAAAGGCACGUGAGAAGACCGCUCUCUUGGAGAAGCUGUGCCGGACUCAGGUAGAGCUGCUCCAAACCCAGCAGCAGCUAGAGCAGCGCAGGCAGGAGGUGAGAGAGGAGCGAGAGAAUGGGCAGAUCUACAGAGGCAAACCUGCCAGCAAACCCGUGGCUGCAGCAGCCCCCUCUAACGAAGCCUCCACUCCCCAGCCUGAGAACUCGAGCCCCAGCAGUUCGUCCAGCUCACGCCUGGACGCAGAGCAGCUGCGAGAGCUGAGAGAGGAGGAGUCCCUGAAGCUGCUGAGGAGCAUUGUGAGUGUGGGAGAUCCACUGAAGAAAUACACUGGAUGGGAAAAUAUUGGCAAAGGGGGUUUCGGCACCGUGUACAGAGCAUUCGAUGCUGUCACGGGAGGAGAGGUGGCCAUCAAGCUAGUCAAUCUCCAUCAACAGAGAAAAGAGGAACUCCUGAAAGAAAUCUUGGUCUUGAGGGAGAAGAACCACCCCAAUAUUGUUACCUAUGUGGACAGCUACCUUGUCAGUCAGGAGCUCUGGCUGGUGAUGGAGCACAUGGACGGAGGCUCUUUGACUGACGUUAUUAGCGAGACAUGGAUGGCCGUAGGACAGAUAGCAGCUGUCUGUCGGGAGUGCCUUCAGGGACUGGCUUUCCUUCAUUCCAACUGGGUCAUCCACAGAGACAUCAAAAGCGACAACAUUCUUCUGGGCCUGGACGGAGCGGUGAAGUUGGCUGAUUUUGGCCUCUGUGCUCAGCUCACCCCUGAGCACGGGAAACGGAGCUCCAUGGUCGGGACUGUUUACUGGAUGGCCCCUGAAGUUGUGAGAAGCCAACCCUACGGCCCCAAGGUGGACAUCUGGUCUCUCGGCAUCGUGGCAAUAGAGAUGCUGGAAGGAGAGCCUCCUUACUUUAAGGAAAGCCCUUCCAUGGCUCAAGACCUGAUAGCCAGAGAAAGGACACCAAAGCUGCAGAACCCCUGGCUACACUCCUCUCUCCUGCUUGACUUCCUGAACUGCUGCCUGCAGAGGGACGAGGAGAGGCAAACAUCUGCCCAGCAACUUCUGCAGGUAAAGAGGGAAGCGGCUGCAGGUGGAACAGCUGUCCCAUCUCAGGCAUGGCUUCUCAGCUAAACUCCAAGGCAUCAGAUGGGCCCCCCUCCUGGUAAUCUCUAAACAAAAGAACUGAAGUAGGAUGAUGCCAGGCCUGAAAUGGUGCUGGAGGAACCCA